Molecule: messenger RNA, 882 nt
Organism: Colletotrichum phormii
Lineage: Eukaryota; Fungi; Ascomycota; Sordariomycetes; Glomerellales; Glomerellaceae
Exons: 2
Coding region: 1-882 (293 amino acids)
Source: RefSeq, a predicted model, not a curated record
AUGUCCAGAACGGCUCUUUGCUUCGAUGACGGAAACCAACCUCAUCUGCUCGACACAAGCCAACACGACGACCCAGCUAACAACUUGUGCGUUGAGAUUGUACGGUCCCUUUCCGGCGACAUCGAUGGCGAUAACCAAGAGCUCUUGGUUAAGGUCCUUUCCAAACCUACGACCAACCUCAAGUUGCCCGUUCCCGACACCCAAGAACAUGCGAUUGUCAAGAUCUUCGACCCAAUGUUCUACCCGGAGUAUUUCCCCGCAGAAGAAGGUCCUUGGAAGGUGACAUCCAGAGCCGACAUGAGACUGAGCCGCGAGGCGGGCGCAUACAAGGAACUGCACGACAACAACCUGACUGGCUAUCCCCAUCUCGCUCCUCAGUACUACGGCUCCGAACUACUUGCUGGGGUUGUCGAACCGGUAUACAAAGGAGUCUGGCAUGAGUACGUGGAGCCUGAGAACGUCCUCGUUACCAUGGGGAAUAAGUCAGCCAUCCUUGAGACGCCCCGAGUUGCCCUCAUCGCCUACGACAUCAGCACCAUCGAUUCCAAGUGCAAGAAGACCAUGAACAGAUGGGAGAGAUUUCCUCACCCUCCGCAUCCAGCCAAAUGCUUCGACCUUGCCAAGCUAUACGGUUUUGGUGGCUGGUGGCCUCUCGAGUGGGGAGAAGCAGUGGAAAAGGGAGAAGAACCACCCUUCAAGACCUGGCUCCUUAAAAUGUUUGGACCACUUGAUUCCGAGAAGUACUCGUACUUGAGGCUCUACCGUCGUCAAUGGCUGGUGCGCGAGAAGCAAAUCAAGCAAGAGCUGGAAAGACGAGCGAAGAGGCAGGUAGUCGGGGCGAAGAGAGAGGCCGCCAAAGAUAAACCCGAGGCCAAGUCAUAG